AUGGGUGUCAAGCUUAGACUCCCGCGUACCUUUAGGUCGCUGGCGGUCAAUGAUGAUGACCAAAAUGCUCGCUGGGCUAACAGAGAUAUCCUCCCUGUGCCAGUUGAGGAGCAAAAAUACAACUGGCAGGCCUACUUUGCUUACUGGUCCACUGUUGGCAUAAACACCACAGCAUGGUCUAUAAGUUCUUCUCAACUUUCCAAUGGUCUGGAUGCUGCUUCUGCUAUUGGUGGUGUUCUCGUCGGAUCCUGUUUCUCUGCCAUUGUCGCCCUUCUCUCUGGAGAGGCUGGUAUACUCUACCGCCUCGGAUUCCCAAUGCUCAGUCGAUCCACCUUCGGCAUGUACGGAUCCUACUUCGUCAUCGUGUUGAAGUGUUUCGUCAAUAUUAUCUUCUUCGGCAUUCAAUCAUACUGGGGCGGACAAGCGGCGGCAGUGGUUCUCUCGUCCAUUUUCCCAACCUUUGCCCACAUGAAAAACACCUUGUCGGCAUCUGCUGUGAUCGAAACCCCGCAAUUAGUCGGCUUCGUCAUCUACAUAGUCAUCUUCACCUCGCUUAUGUUCAUCCACCCUUCCAAACUACAGCCACUGUUGUUCUUCUCGCAGAUUUUGGUUGGUUGCACGAUGCUGGGAAUCUUCAUUUGGGCCAUGGCAAAGAAUGGAGGCGCUAGCAUUUUACCCCCUUCGAAAGAAAUAUCCCACAGCGAGCGCUCCUUCCGUACCCUUGCAGCCAUGAGUUCAGUGGCUGGAUCUUGGACAGGGUCAUCAAUCCGACAGGCUGACUGGACUCGAUAUGCUAAGAAGAGAAGCUCCUUCUUAUGGCACCAGGGAAUCACUGGUCCCAUUGCCUUGACUUUUUGUGCAGUUCUCGGUAUCUCAACCACGAGCGCUGUCAAGAACAUGUAUGGAGAGUCCAUUUGGAACCCUAUCAGUCUUCUGCAGUACAUCCAGAAACACGACUACAGCGCAACCACACGAGCUGGAACAUUCUUUGCCGGAGCUGGCUUCUUUGUUAGUCAAGUCACGAUAAACUUGGUGCAGAACUCUGUUUCCUGUGGCAUGGACUUGGCCUCACUCUGGCCAAAGUACAUCGAUGUUACCCGUGGUUCCUUGAUCAUGUGUGUUGUUGGAUACGUGAUCCAGCCAUGGCGAUUUGUAGAGGCGCCCGGCGUUUUCAUUUCUGUCUUGAACUCGUUUGGAAUGUUCAUCUCGCCUCUUGCCGGCAUCAAUUCUGUUGACUUCUGGCUUGUCCGUCGGAAGAAUUGGAAGGUCCCAGACCUUUACAUCGGUAACUCUAGUUCCAUUUACUGGUACACUUUCGGCUGGAACUGGAGAGCCAUGUUGUCUUGGUGCCUCGCAAUCUGGCCCUCUUUCCCUGGCUUUAUCGCAAGCGUUACCAGCACCACAGGCUCCAUGGCCGUUGGAUGGACCCGCACAUUCCAGGUUUCAUGGAUCGUCGGCUUCUGUGGUGGUGGUGCAGUUUACUUCCUGAUAACACUAGUUUUCCCACCUCCCGGUGGCAAACCAUACGAGAGAGAGCUUCUAGAUGUUGAGGGUAUCGCUAUCACAACAGGCUUCUCAGACAAUGACAAUCCGGAGAUCCCCACAGAUUUCAAGAGUGGGGGCAUAUCUCAUGCUGUUGACAUUGAGAAGAAUUCAGAUUAG
Molecule: messenger RNA, 1662 nt
Organism: Penicillium taxi
Lineage: Eukaryota; Fungi; Ascomycota; Eurotiomycetes; Eurotiales; Aspergillaceae
Exons: 7
Coding region: 1-1662 (553 amino acids)
Biological process (GO): nucleobase transport; transmembrane transport
Cellular component (GO): plasma membrane
Molecular function (GO): nucleobase transmembrane transporter activity
Source: RefSeq, a predicted model, not a curated record